This is a messenger RNA of Anastrepha ludens (Mexican fruit fly), 4021 nucleotides long. RefSeq names its product tyrosine-protein kinase Btk29A (gene Btk29A). The record is from RefSeq and is a predicted model, not a curated record. NCBI's taxonomy places the organism in Eukaryota, Metazoa, Arthropoda, Insecta, Diptera, Tephritidae. Gene Ontology annotation, molecular function: protein binding; ATP binding; non-membrane spanning protein tyrosine kinase activity. Gene Ontology annotation, biological process: intracellular signal transduction; peptidyl-tyrosine autophosphorylation. The transcript is spliced from 16 exons. The coding region runs from base 189 to 2405 and encodes 738 amino acids.
UGGCGCAGUUUGCAGUUGUAAAGAAGAAGAGUGGACAAAGUAGGGCUUAGAAUUUCAUUGCGCUAUGGUUUCCGCGAAUUCCUGUGAAAAUAAAGACGAAAAAUAAAUAAUUAAAAAAUAAUACCCAGAUCGUUGUAAAAUGUAAAAAAUGUAACCGAUGAAAACCAGACUAAAAACAAAUAAUAGACAUGAAUCGAUCUACCCAUGGCAGCAUUCGGUCCUCGGCUUCAACGGUAUGCAGUAGCAAAUCAUUCCAAAGCAGAAUGGAUAAAGUUUCGGAAAGACUAUAUGACAUUGUGAAAAGCGGAUCGAUGGUGAAACGAGCGCAGAAUAAGAAACGCUUUACCCCCGUCAACUACAAACAACGCUGGUUCGAGCUCACCAAGAAGUCAUUAUCAUAUUUCGAUAUGGAAAACGUUGAACGACGUCGUGAACGUGGACGAGUUCCUGUUAAAGGUGUGCGCUUGGUUGAAUCUGCUGUUGUUAGUGGUGAGGGGGGGGAUCCAUUUGCUCCAAGUGGAUAUCCGUUUCAAGUUGGAUACUGUGAAUCCUCCAAUGAUCAAUCGCAUUCUGGGCGUUCUGUGCCGCAAUAUAUUCUAUAUUUAUUGGCGAACAGUGAGAAGGAGCGUGAUGAUUGGAUACGUGCCAUAAGACAAGUUUGCGAAGAAACGAACACACCAAAGUCAUAUCGCUUCCAUCCUGGCCUGUGGACCGGAAAACGGUGGUCCUGCUGUAAAGGCAUCAGUCGAGCAACGUUCGGCUGUCAGGCCGCGACGCACUGGCUUGAAGCAAAUAAUAAUCCAAGCACUGGAAGUUCUCCUGCCCAGAAUUCGACUCGUAGCAUCAGUCCAAACAACUCCACCUCAACCAGUCAAUUCAACUUGCAUCACAACAGCUCUGGAAGUUUGGGCAGCUCUACGCCCACAUCUGUACCCAUACAACCUUCUGUUACUACAUUUAAGCAAUCACCAAAUAUUUUGAACAGCAGCACUACAUUGUUGGACAACACCAUGCCGGGGGGUAUUCCAACGCCGGGUACUCCAAAUUCUAAGGCUAAGGAUAACUCCCACUUCGUCAAGGUUGUUGUGGCUCUCUACCCAUUCAAGGCCAUUGAAGGUGGUGAUUUAUCACUUGAAAAGAAUGCUGAAUAUGAAGUGAUUGACGAUUCGCAAGAGCACUGGUGGAAGGUGAAAGACGCCUUGGGCAAUGUGGGUUACAUACCUAGUAACUACGUCAAGCCCAAAGCUUUACUGGGCCUGGAGCGUUAUGAAUGGUAUGUUGGUGACAUGUCACGCCAGCGCGCUGAAUCGCUUUUGAAACAAGGUGACAAGGAGGGGUGCUUUGUUGUGCGAAAGUCCUCCACUAAAGGUUUAUACACGUUGUCCUUACAUACCAAAGUUCCGCAAUCUCAUGUAAAGCAUUACCACAUCAAGCAAAAUGCGAGAGGGGAAUACUACUUGAGUGAGAAGCAUUGUUGCGAGACGAUACCCGACCUAAUCAACUACCAUAGGCAUAACUCGGGAGGAUUAGCGUGCCGUUUAAAAUCAUCGCCUUGUGACAGACCAGUUCCACCAACGGCAGGAUUGUCGCAUGAUAAAUGGGAAAUUCACCCAAUGGAGUUGAUGCUGAUGGAGGAGCUGGGUUCGGGCCAGUUUGGUGUGGUACGGCGCGGAAAAUGGCGUGGUUCUAUUGACACUGCCGUUAAGAUGAUGAAAGAGGGCACCAUGUCCGAGGACGAUUUCAUUGAGGAAGCCAAAGUGAUGACCAAAUUGCAACAUCCCAACCUUGUGCAGUUGUACGGUGUUUGCUCGAAGCAUCGUCCGAUAUAUAUUGUCACCGAGUAUAUGAAACAUGGAUCGCUGUUGAAUUAUUUGCGCCGACAUGAGACCACAUUGAUCGGCAACAUGGGCUUGUUGUUGGAUAUGUGCAUACAGGUCAGCAAAGGCAUGGCUUACUUGGAACGCCACAACUACAUUCAUCGUGAUCUGGCCGCACGCAACUGCCUGGUCGGCUCUGAAAAUGUGGUGAAGGUAGCAGAUUUCGGUUUGGCCCGCUACGUUUUGGACGAUCAGUAUACAAGCUCUGGCGGCACCAAGUUUCCUAUCAAAUGGGCACCUCCAGAAGUAUUGAACUACACACGCUUUUCUUCCAAAAGUGAUGUCUGGGCAUACGGGGUAUUGAUGUGGGAAGUGUUUACGUGUGGCAAAAUGCCUUAUGGCCGUCUCAAGAAUACCGAAGUCGUGGAACGAGUCCAACGCGGUAUUAUACUAGAAAAACCAAAGUCAUGUGCAAAGGAAAUAUACGAUGUUAUGAAGAAAUGCUGGUCGCAUGGUCCAGAAGAGCGUCCCUCAUUCCGCAUUCUCAAAGAGCAGCUGGCACUCGUCGCUCAAACACUAACCGACUAAAUUGCAACUGAGUUUCUCGACGCGGCAUUCCGUGAUUGCCGAAUCACGUACUGAGUUAAUUUAUAUGGAUAUUAGCAAUGAAAUCUAUGAGUGAAACGCAACGGAAGAUAGAUAAAUCAUUAAGAAAACUAACCUAGAAAUUAAAUAGUUCAAGGAAAGCGAUAAGUAAGAAGAAUAAAGUCGGUUCUACGUUACCGAAACGACCCGGAUUUAUAUCCGGCCAAGGACUGUCACUCCAGCAGCAUUCCCCGUAUGUAAGUUUGGGGAAUGUUUAUGCUGCUACAACAACAAGAAUAAAGUACUGUGCAAGGGAAGUUUUUUUUCUUUAGAAAAAGGAAAUGCGAAAUAUCAUUCAAAUUUACCAAGUAGUCAAUACUUUUGUUAGAAACUAAACUGUAAACGCGCGUAGAAAAUAUAAAACAAGUCAAAUAAGCUAAAUACUUUAAAUGUUUGUAAUAACGAAGCUUUUUCAAAGUGCGAAAUGCAAACGUAUUCAAAAAACAAAAAAAAAAGGACCAAAACAAAGAAAAACAGAAACAAAAAGCUGUAAAAAUGACUAAAUCAUAAAUGCUUACAUACAUAAAUGCAUCCUAAACUGUCUGUAGUUGUCUCAACUAGCCAGCCACGUUAAUUAAGAAUAACAAACAGUUGAUCGUAAGGAGUUUGUCAACUAUUUUUUAAUAUGAAGUAAUGUUUUGUAUGCUUUUUUAUUGUGCUUUUUACUUUUAUACAUACAAAAAAUGUACGAAUGCAUACAAAAACUGAAUUUAGAUAUACACAUUCGAAUAUUGAAACUGAUUAAUUAUAACACCUAUGGAUAAUCUAUAUGUAAGUGAAGACGCCAUGUAAAUCGUGAAAGCUAAGUUCACAUUAAAGAAUUUAAGUAAUGUUUCAUAUUUUUACAUGCAUAAGCUGCGGCGAGUUGCAUAAGAAAAGCAAAAGUAUGAGUAAUAAUUAGACUUAAAGAUCAAACUACAUACAUAAAUACAUAAGUAAUGAUUUUAUAAAUUUUUUGCUGAUGCGAAAUGUUGCUUGUUCCCUUCAUUCAGAGAAACUCUCACCGCUCAAAUAUUUGAAUUUCGGUUUACAUAUUUACAUGUAAACACGUAUGUAUGUAUAUAGAGCAAACAUAUUUACAUACAAUAGAUCAAAUGGCAUUGAGUACGCAUAGUAAUUAUGGAUUAAUAUACAUUUUUUUGUGAUUUACGUUUAAUUUAUCCUGAUAAAAGUGAGACAUGGUUGCACUUUGUGCGUAUGACCGACGCAACGCUUGUAUUAUUGACUUAUACGUAUACAUAUAUAAGCAAAUAUUUAUACAUAUAUGUAUGUAGGUGCACUUUGCGAUUAUUCAAGUUUUAUUUGAUAAAUAUAUUAAAAAUAAAAUUAUUGUUUGCAUCAUUUUUUGGAUUUACAAUUGCAUACAUACAUACUUCGGUAUUCAUAUACAAACAAACAUGCAUACAAAGUACAUACAUACACUUGUACGACACGCAAUAUCUAUGCAUUGGUUUUUUUUAAUUUUUAUUAUUAUUCGCAUUGUCAAUGUUUUAGUUUUAUUUAAAUAUUUUGUAAGUUGUAUUGAAAAAACGAAUAAAAAUCUACAUAAACGUUUUUUA